GUGGCAUCUCCAACAGCAAGUGGUUGUUAAGUCUAAUGAAGAUGCGCAACUCGGACCGCAUCAUCUCCGUCAAGUAUCCUUCUGCACUGCCGGUGACUCGACCUGGCAUGGAGUUGAGCCGACGGAGAGAAGCUUCUGUGCAGCGGCGGGCAGCUCAAGCGCUAGCUGGCGAAACAACAGAUGCGCAACUGCAGCAGCUGAUGGAUGAUGCGGCAGUGGCUGGGACUACUGGGGCGAGUGCCUUGUCUGGACCUGGGAACAUUGGGACCUUAUGCGACUUGGUUUUAGUGCUGGGUUUCAGGAUGCUUCGCAACUUGGAUUUAGCGCUGGGAUUCAGGAGCACCCCGGGGCUUUUGAUAGUCACAAAGCUCAUGGCGACAAAUCUCCUUUUCGGAUAUUCCUGUUGCUUGAUUGCUGGCAUCGGUUUCGCAGUGAACUACCUGCCAGUCAAGAGCUGUGACGUUGGUGAUGGAAUCUUUUUCUCUGCGGCGAUGUCAGGAGGAAUCCUUCUCGUGGGCUUGGUCACAGGGAUGUUCCUCACCUCAACACCAAAUGCCGAAAUCCCAGCCUUCGAGCCUUUAGCUGCAGCUGGUGGGGCCAUGUGGAUGCUGGGAAAUUUGAUGUGCCCAUACAUCAUCCAGACCAUCGGCCUCGGCCUUGGCCUCACCGUUUGGGAUCUGAGCAAUAUGCUCAUGGGAUGGGUCACAGGCUACUUGGGGCUUUUUGGUCUUCCCAAAGAACAGGAUGUGAAGCAGCCAUGGGCCAACUUUGUUGGCCUGGUGCUGGCAUCUGUCUCGUUGAUUUUCUUUUCCCUUGCAUCUGCAUUUGAUGACUUCGAACCUGCACGAGAGGUCGAGAUAAAGAAGGUAAAUUCGGAAUGUGGAGAUUUACCGGACAUCGAAGAUGGGCAGACGACCAUGCAGAAGCCUGCGACACUGAAACAUGGGGAGCGAGGGGAUGCCGGUUCAGAUUGCGCAAAUCGCAUGAAGGCAAUGUUGGGCUUCUCAAUGGCAAUCCUAGCAGGCGUUUUGUUCGGCUCAACGUUCGAUUUGCCAAUGGAUCUCAAGAAUGGCAUCUUUGGUCCAGACCACAGCCAGCACAUCAUGGACUAUGUGUUGAGCCAUUUCAUCGGUAUCUUUGCUGCAGCUUCGUUUGCCCUUACAGUCUACAUCAAGGUCAGGGGGAAGAAGAGCCAGCUGCCACGGCAGCUCAUCGUUCCUUCUUUGGUCUCUGGUGUGAUUUGGGGGAUCGCGCAAGUGGCAUGGUUCCAAGCAAACAUUGAGGCAUCAUCGGGCUUUUCAUUGGAUGCUGCUGUCUAG
This is a messenger RNA of Cladocopium goreaui, 1319 nucleotides long. The record is from the annotation of a GenBank genome assembly. Lineage: Eukaryota; Dinophyceae; Suessiales; Symbiodiniaceae.